Sungouiella intermedia is the source of this 1524-nucleotide messenger RNA. The record is from the annotation of a GenBank genome assembly. NCBI's taxonomy places the organism in Eukaryota, Fungi, Ascomycota, Pichiomycetes, Serinales, Metschnikowiaceae.
AUGUCUCUGGUUCCCAAAUCCAACUCUCAACUGCCACUAUUCGGUGCAAUCUCCAGGAAGUCAUCUGGAUCAAAACAUGGAGAUUCCAAACCGGCUCCUUCUCGGAUGUUGAAGAAAUUGAAUAAGGAUGACUUGAAAACCGUACGUUCACAUACAGAGUUGGCCAAAACUGCCAACGGUGUGAGAAUGCUAACGAAAAACCUCGCCAUGGCCACAAUCCAGCUCCAUGUGAGAGCAAUCAUGAUCGUCACCAAGGCUCGUGAUAACUCAUUGAUUUAUUUGACGCGAGAGAUUGUCGAAUGGAUCUUGAACAGACCAGAUGACAUCACCAUAUACGUGGACUACAACUUGCGGAAACUGAAAAGAUUUGAUGUUCCAACCAUUAUCGAAAAUCAUGAAAAAGCUCAACAUCUCUUGAAGUUCUGGAAAAAAGAUCACGCUGCACAACAUCCGGAAGACUUCGACUUGGUGGUGACGCUUGGAGGUGAUGGUACCGUCCUCUAUGUACUGAAUCUCUUCCAGAGAGUGGUUCCGCCAGUGAUGUCAUUUGCACUUGGAUCGCUUGGCUUUCUCACCAAUUUCCGUUUCGAACAGUUCCGGAAGAGAAUGACCUCCGUACUUGACACUGGAGUCAAGGCAUAUAUGAGAAUGAGAUUCACAUGUCGAGUCCACGACAGCCACGGGAAGCUUAUUUGCGAGCAGCAGGUUCUCAAUGAGUUGGUGGUGGAUCGUGGACCAAGUCCAUAUGUUACAAACUUGGAGCUUUACGGCGAUGGUUCACUUCUUACUGUUGCACAAGCAGAUGGGUUGAUUAUCGCUACUCCUACAGGGUCUACGGCAUACUCGCUUUCUGCUGGAGGUUCGUUGGUACAUCCUGGAGUCAGUGCUAUCAGUGUGACUCCAAUUUGUCCACAUACGCUCUCGUUCAGACCGAUUUUGUUACCAGACGGAAUGUUCUUGAAGGUGAAAGUACCAUCUGUCAGUCGGGCCACCGCAUGGGCAUCAUUUGAUGGAAAGGUACGCACUGAGCUUAGAAAGGGUUACUAUGUAACGGUGCAAGCCAGCCCUUUCCCAUUCCCCACAGUUCGUUCGUCCAAGACUGAAUACUUUGACUCUGUGAGUCGCAACUUGAACUGGAAUGCUAGAGAACAGCAGAAACCUUUCAGCCACUUCUUGACCGGAACCACUAAGUCUGCAUUUGAGCUGUCUCAUAAUGGCGAUGAGCUCGAACGGAAGUUGGCCGAUUUACACGUCGAGGAGGACUUCGACAUUGACUACAGUGACAAGUCAGACACAUCCAGUGAAGCCUGUUUAGACCACGAUGAUGCAGUAUGUUUGGACUAUGAUCAUGUGGGGCCAUUCAUUCCACUGCCAGGAAGCGGAAUCAACACUCCACCGAACCAUUACAGUCAUAUUGAUAACCGGACGUGUUAUGCGCAUCCGAAUGCUGUUAUUCUGCUUCUUGGUGACUCUAGUAACUCAGACGAGACGGAGACAGAUAGCCUGUCGCGGUUGGAAAUGUAG